AUGGAAGCUCUCAUACGACGCUUCACACCAGGUUUGCAUCACCUACAAAUCAAGACAGCAAGCCAGAAGACUCCUGGUGGAGCAUCGCAUACACACUUUUCUUUGGUCCCUGGACACGGAAAACACAUCUUGAGAUUCAAAAAUGCUUUCAUUGCAGUGGAUAGACAGCGUGAAGGAAAAUCUUUCGAUGCUCAAGGCCAACCUUUUGAAACCAUCAAACUCACCACAUUAUAUGCACACCGUCAUGUCUUCGAAGACAUGUUCUCGGAAGCACACUCGCUGUCUAUGCAGAGUAUCGAGGGCAAGACCAUGGUUUACACCCUUAGAAACAUGCAAUGGAUGCCACUCGGAGACGCCAAACGCAAGCGACCUUUUGACUCUGUUGUUCUGGAGGAAGGUAUGGCAGAAAUGAUCAGAGAUGAUGUACGCGAGUUCUUGAAUGCUCGAACCUGGUACCUCGACCGUGGGAUUCCAUACCGAAGAGGUUACCUUCUUCAUGGCCCACCUGGAACCGGAAAGACGUCCUUUGUGCAAGCAUUGGCUGGAGAAUUGGACUUCAACAUCGCCAUGCUCAGUCUGAGUCAACGUGGGUUGACGGAUGACUUGCUCAACCAUCUGAUGCUCAACUUGCCUCCACGUACAUUUGUCCUUCUCGAAGAUGCAGAUGCUGCUUUCAACAACCGAAGACAGCGCGACGAGGACGGCUUUAGCGGAGCCACAGUCACCUUCUCCGGCUUGCUCAAUGCUCUUGACGGUGUCGCUAGUGCAGAAGAACGUAUCGCCUUCAUGACAACCAACCACAUCGAGCGUCUCGAUGAUGCACUUAUCCGGCCCGGAAGAGUUGACAUGACAUUACGUCUCGGUGAAGCGACAUUGUGGCAGAUGGAGCAAAUGUGGGACAGGUUCUACGCACAUCUAGACCCUGAUGGCAGCAAACGAGCUUUGUUCCUCGAGCGGGUCGAGCAAUACGGUCUGGUAAACUCUGUCAGCACGGCCGCUGUGCAAGGAUUGUUCCUAUACAACAAGGAUGAUCCUGACGGCGCUGUGAAUAUGGUCGGACAGUUGCUCAUGGCGAAGACACCAACUAUGGAAGUGCCCAAGAAGAACUAG
This is a messenger RNA of Aureobasidium vineae, 1110 nucleotides long. The record is from the annotation of a GenBank genome assembly. Lineage: Eukaryota; Fungi; Ascomycota; Dothideomycetes; Dothideales; Saccotheciaceae.